Arabidopsis lyrata subsp. lyrata is the source of this 396-nucleotide messenger RNA. RefSeq lists its product as uncharacterized. Gene Ontology annotation, biological process: regulation of double fertilization forming a zygote and endosperm; regulation of protein localization to cell surface; double fertilization forming a zygote and endosperm. The record is from RefSeq and is a predicted model, not a curated record. NCBI's taxonomy places the organism in Eukaryota, Viridiplantae, Streptophyta, Magnoliopsida, Brassicales, Brassicaceae. Gene Ontology annotation, cellular component: vesicle; extracellular region. The transcript has a single exon. The coding region runs from base 1 to 372 and encodes 123 amino acids.
AUGGCUUUCAAAAACGUGAUUUUUCUACUGGCGGUUUUAUGCAUUGCACUGUCUGCAAAUGCUCAAUUACCACAAUUUCCGGCACCGUUUCCUUUUCCAUUUCCAUUCCUACCGAGUCCCGGUGUACCAGGAUUACCUGAUAUAACAAAAUGUUUGUCAUCUUUUAUGAAUAUUCCAGGGUGUAUCGCAGAGUUUUGGCCGGUGGCAAAUCCACUGCGCAAGUUCGUAAACAUAGGUCCUGCUUGUUGCAAAGCAAUUUUGGAAGCUGAAACCAAUUGCAUUCUACAACUUCCAUUCAAUCCAUUUUUUCCUCCUAUGCUAAAGGAACAGUGUUCAAAAACUGUUGGCGCACUUCCUCCUACCAAAAAGUAGAAUUUAAUUACAAAUAAUGUUAAC